AUGACACCGAUCAAUCUCUCCAACUCCUCUUCCUCCUCCUCUUCCUCCACAAACAACACAAACACCAACUCGACACCUUCUACUGCCCCUACUCCUUCUAAUUCAGACUCCGAUACCGAGGUUCCUCUAUCCAUCUUUGGAAUCACACGCCGCCACUGCAGAGAAGAGCUCUAUGUCAGUCCAAUCCGAUGGACCGGCCGCCAUGCCGAGCUUCUGCAUUUCUCCUUUCAUGGGCCAUUUCCCGAGCCAGCGGCUCCCCCUUGUGCAGGCAUUACAGAAGCAGAAUACUCUGAGGAACGUUCUGGCACCCGGCAUCUGAAAGACUUUUUCGACUACUACUAUAAGCCUGUCAUGCGUGAGCAGGGCAUUUGGUUGCUCAUCACAACUGAUGCGUGCCCCCUAGUCAUCUACGAACAACCUCUCACACUCUCGCUGGGCACAUCCGUUGUCAAGAACCUCCACUGCAUGGCAUUCUACCUCAAAGAGUCAAUCAUAGGACACAAAGUGCACAAACUUCCCGUUGCCGCUCUUGUUGACCAAGGCCGCAUCACUGAGCUGCGAAAAGACUAUCUGGGUCUAUCUCGGUGCAAGAAAUGGAGCUACUGGAACCGCCCCAUGUGCUGCCUCUAUCAGAAGAAAUGGAAGAAGAUCACGCCACCAAAUCCGUUGCAUGAUCCAUUCAUUACAGCUCUGCUCAUUGGGCUGGCACAGAAGAAGCGAAGAUAUUUGCAAGAGAUUGGGUCCCCUGAGGAAGCCAGGACGGGCAAACUCUAUGCCGAUAUCCCAUCUACGCUUCUUGACAUGUUUGAACAGCCCAAAGUCGCACCGCCAGAGACCCCAUAUAUCGACAUCCGAAUCACCAAAGUCACCUACUACCCGCUGGCUACUCUUCGAGCCCGGCUACUGGAGCUAAUACUGCCAGGAAACGCGGCGGCAACGGCGGCAGCAGAAGCAGCCGCAUCAGAAACAGCCGUGUGGCAAGCGCUGGCGCGUAAGGUCGCUUCAGACGCCAGGGAGAGUGUUCAGCAUGGGACGAUGGCAAAAGAGACUAUGGCGCAAAAUAUGACACAAGAUAACAUGGUGGCAACAUUAGCAGCACCAGAAGCAUCCAUCACGCAAGCAGACGUGGUUCAACCAAUCAUGAAUCCUGCCGCUAUGGUUCAGAUUCAGCAGGCCAUGGAGCAAGCUGCCAUGACUCAACCAAUGUUGGAUCACGCAGCCAUAGAAGCCGCAUACGUCAAUCAAAAUGCACAGAAGCGCAAGUUUGAAGAUGAGCACGACGGCCAACCAUCUCAUAGAUGGGUCCCUCAGCAUUUCUCAACCCCAUGA
Messenger RNA from Trichoderma gamsii, 1329 nucleotides. RefSeq lists its product as hypothetical. The record is from RefSeq and is a predicted model, not a curated record. NCBI's taxonomy places the organism in Eukaryota, Fungi, Ascomycota, Sordariomycetes, Hypocreales, Hypocreaceae. The coding region runs from base 1 to 1329 and encodes 442 amino acids. The transcript has 3 exons.